Enterobius vermicularis (human pinworm) is the source of this 633-nucleotide messenger RNA. NCBI's taxonomy places the organism in Eukaryota, Metazoa, Nematoda, Chromadorea, Rhabditida, Oxyuridae. The record is from the annotation of a GenBank genome assembly.
AUGAUAUCUGGAAAAGUAGAACAGGCAUCUACAGUAAUGACCACUUCAUCUCCACUUGGUAAUCAAGUUUUUGAGAAGUUCAUCAUAGAUUUUUUAAAAGACUCUGAUAACUAUGCGAAUGACCAUUUGAUUCUUAAAAGUGAAAUCAGAAAAGAUUUUUUUCGGAAACGUCUGUUAUUACCAACAAUCGCACUUGCUGAAGAUGGUUCUUUCCAAGACAUUGAGAGGAAUACCAGCUCAAAAUAUAAUACUAUUAGUUUCCUUAAAAAUGCAACCGCAGCUGUUGCUGAAGAAUUCGUAAACGUUUGGAACGACGAUAAUAUAGCAUCCGAAAGUUUACGUGACGAAAAGAUUCAUCGAUUAGCAGUAUCACUGCUGACAAGUCAACAAUUAUUAGAAUAUAAUGCGUACGCUACCAAAAAAAAGAACCGAGCCCGAAUUCGAGAGCACCUCGCACUUUAUCGCUCGCUUUCAACACCAGCCAAGAAAGCGCUUAGAUACCUAACACGAGUUGAUUCGUCCGAACAAUUAAAAUUCGCCCGAGAUCUUCCGAGAACGAUUCAGAAGCAGCUAAAACAUUUCGCAAUUGAACAGCAACGAAUUUACGACAAAAAUUCGGCUCAUUACGGUUAA